Molecule: messenger RNA, 10967 nt
Organism: Galleria mellonella (greater wax moth)
Lineage: Eukaryota; Metazoa; Arthropoda; Insecta; Lepidoptera; Pyralidae
Gene: Gapvd1
Product: GTPase-activating protein and VPS9 domain-containing protein 1
Exons: 31
Coding region: 243-5252 (1669 amino acids)
Biological process (GO): regulation of GTPase activity; vesicle-mediated transport
Cellular component (GO): cytosol; endocytic vesicle
Molecular function (GO): small GTPase binding; guanyl-nucleotide exchange factor activity
Source: RefSeq, a predicted model, not a curated record
ACUCUCGUUUUGUCCCAUAUUUUUAGUCGAAAAAAAUGACCAAAAAUUUUAUUUAUUAAUAUUUCCCAUUAUUUCCUAAUUGUUUAAUGUUUACUACAAAAAUUGUAUUUUUAUCACUGCCAUAUGUUGUUCAUAUAUAACAGUGGGAAAUUAAAAUGUUAAUAAUGACGUGAAAACUUAAAAACACUAAAACAGUGGGUGUAUUUGUUUUCAUCCUAAUGAUUGUACAGUAGUAAGAGAGGAUGAUGCAGACAACCUCAGAGGGAUGCUUAAAUAUUGCCGAACUGGCAAAUCAACUACGAAGAGAGAAGAUAUUCAUCAAUUCUGAACGGCAGCUGUUGCAAAGUCUUAAUGAGGAAGUGGAAAAGAAAGCUCUGGAAUUACUGCAAACUUCGUGGAUAUGUUCUCAGCAGCGCCAGAACUUAACAAACCUCAUAACUUCGAGGUGUGAAAGUGACUCCAUAGCUGCAUGCCAGAGAGCCAGCUUUCUGGAAAGAACCACUUUCAUUGAUGUCUAUAAAGUUUUGAAAUACAAGGAGGCGAAUGCUUUGGGCGAGCUACUAGGAUGGUUGCGCGACUCCCCGCACCUGGUGGCGUUAUGCCUGCUCCUCGGCGAGGACCACAUCCCUCCAAAUAUGCCGGCGUCGUUGGUGGCGGGCCUGUACGGCAGCUGUCGGUCAACGGCCGACAGGAACCGGCUGCUGGCUGUCAUACGCUCCCUGAUCAAACAUCAGAUGGCGCCAUGCCCCGAUCCUCGCAAGUUAUUCCGUACGGGUAAGUGCGCACUGGCGAUGCUGUACGCGGUGUUCCGCGACGGGCACACGCCGGCGCGGCAGUUCCUCAUGGCGGCGCUACACGAGCCCGUCAUGGCCGCGCUCCAGGAAGACGAGUUCUUCCUUGACAUCGACCCGGAUAAGGCCAUGGAGAGAUUCUCAGCAACGGACAGACUAAAGAAGUUUGGGCAGCCAAACAGCGCAGAGUACUCGGCGAAAUUGGCGCGCUACCGCAAGUGGACGGUGCAAUCGUUGUACAACCUUGCCAGCAAGUUCAUACACACGAUGCGCGAACACUGGUCCAUCUUUCCGGCCAGCAUCGCGUGGAUAGUGCAGCAGAUUGUGCAUUUGCUUAAUCAGCAUUCUACCGUAAACGAGCACGAGCUUCACGCGAUCUGCACGGACCUAGUGCUGACUCACUACAUCUGCCCGGCGAUCGUGAACCCGGACACGCACGGCCUGGUCGACGUGCCCGUGUCGUACGUGGCGCGCUUCAACCUCAUGCAGGUCGCGCAGAUCCUGCAGAUGCUCUGCCUCUCCAGGUAUCAGGAGGUGGAGCCAAAAGUACGUGACUUGUACUCAAAGUUCGAGCGCACGUGCGUGUGGACGCUGAUCGAGGCAGUGGCGACGGAGGCGUUCGCGCCGGCGGCGGGGCCCGCGGCACCGGCGGGGCCCGCGCCGGGCGGCGGCGGCGCGCCCGCCGCGCCGGGGCCCGCGGGGCCCGCGCUGCGCACCGACGCCGCGCUGCGCACGCACGCCGCGCUCUACACCGCGCACGACGCGCACGCACUCAUAACAUUCUUGAAGCGCAUAUCUUCGAAAUUGAACAACAACACGCCGAGCCUAACAGCUGAAGAGCAGCCCAACAACUCUGCUCUGGUCGCCGAAGCAGCCGCUCUCAGCUCUGCGUACGAGGGCCAGGGAUCAGUGUCGGAGGCAUGCGUGGCGCGGCUGGCGGCGCUGCUGCAGACCUUAGAACCCAACUACCGCAGCCGCUUGCACGAUCUGCUGCGCAAGAUGCCGAACCUCGCCGACUACAGACAAACAUCCCCAUCAGAGAACAAAGAGAAUGCCAUAGACAACGGUCAAAAUGGUCACAGUACCAAACGGGGCAUCUUGGCCAAAGUGGGUAAACCACGGUUGCCUCGCAGCGCGAGUGCCAGCUCCGCACUGUCGCAAACAAGUGACGACAAGCCUGUCAACGGAAGUGUAGAUAAAGAGGACGGCCUGGACCACAACGAGGUGCUGGUGAUAAAGCUCGCGAAUGUCGAGGAACAUGAUUAUGUUGGACUAGUGCCGGAGUCGAAGGUGCUGGAAUGUUACUACGGCGGCGCGGACGCGGCCGACGGCGCCGACCACCAUGCGCCCGGACAUGCGCCCGUACAGAAGCGCACCAGAUUCUCUGUGUCACACGACGAGGUGUCUCUAGGCAACACGUCGGACAACUUGGAGGCGGUGUCGGAGGCGGCCUCCAACCACAGCGUCACCUCCAGCCUCGAGCUCGAGACCGAGGACCAGAACGACAACCUCUCCGAUAUGGUGUCAGCGAAUGUGAGCGGGCGCGGCAGCCCGAACAUCUCAGGCCGCGAGACGCCGUCCUCGCAGGUCACCGAUGGUGACGGUCCGCCGCGACGACUCCCACAAAAUGUACCCGUUAGUCAAGCGAGCAGUGCCCAAGCUAAACUCAUGAAGCAAACAAGAAACGACAUCGAUGACAAAUUCUGCAAGUUCGAAAUCAAGAAAUUGCUCGAGGGUGACGAGACGAUCAGUAUAAUGUCGGACACGUGGAGCACGGACGUGCUCGCCUCCGACUCGGAGACCAUCGGCGACACCUGCGACCACGGACAAGCCGCCGCCAACCAAGGUGCCAAUGCUAGCGGUACAAACGCCCCCGACGUGUCGGAGACUGCGAGUGAAUCCGCCUGGAGCAUGGACGUGCUCGCCUCUGACAGCGACCGUAACACAGAGGUGGACACGGACGACUGCGUGUCGGUGGCGGCGCGGUCGGACAGCUCGUGGCCGCGCCGCGCCUCGCAGCCGGACGAUGGCCUGCCGCCGCCGCAAAACCACCAUCACCAUCCUAAGCCGCACCAGAAUGGCAGCGUGAAGAGGCCAGAGGUGAGCAGUCCACGACACACCUCCAGACCCAAUCUACCCAAUAGGGCGGGCGGCGGCUACCUGUCGGCGACGGCGGCGCUGUCCCGCGGCGGCGAGCUGGACCUGGCCUCGCAGCCGCCGCUCGCGCUGCACAACCACUACGCCAUCGACAACAGGAAGAGCAUACUCGUCAACGGAUACCCGGUGAUGACUUGCUACGCGUCAGCACCACAGAGUCCCAGCCUGCCGCCGCAUGUGUUCGACUACGUGCCCUCAGACAGCAAUAGUGCUCAGACGGAAUCGACUCUGGACGGUGCCAACAAUAGCCAGUCGGACGCGACCAGCCAGUGGGUGGACGACAGCUUCCCCGAGCCGCACCACUCUCCCCACCGGCCGUACCCCUCCACAUCCAAGUACGACCUGCCCUCCACCUCGAAACCCUACGACGACAACGACAACAACGACCUCAUGGACAGGUCGUUGAACUCCAGCGAGAGUUCCUUCAACGCGCUCUCUGUAUCGCAAUACGAUAGGCGAUACGAUGGUACCGACGAGCAGCCCGAAGCGAGAUCGACGAUAACCGAUCUGAUGACUCGUAUGAGCUCCGCCACCAUCUCCACAUCGGCGAAUCUAGUGAACAACUUGACGGCGCGAAUAGUGAAGUCGUCGGAGAUCCGAACUAGCAUCGUGAGCAUCAGUUCGUCGCGGAUCGAGAAGAGGGACGGCACUAGCAACAUGUCGCUGAGUACGCUGUCGGUGAACAGUGCGGAGACGUCGGUGUCGGACAAGAGCUCGAGCCAGGACGUGAACUCGGAGAACGUGACCGAGAGGCGGGUGAGCCCGCCACCCGUCAAGACAGCCUCCACUGGCGCCAUACCCAAGAGUAUCAGCUUCGAUGCUACAGCUGAAAAGUCACAGAGAAGACGGAUAGUCGGCGAGGAGGGUAUUGUGGGUAACCUGGACGAGUUGAAGAACAAUAUGAAGCGUUCGGGCGGCAACCUGCUGCACAAGAUCAAGAUGUUCAGGCAGCGCGGGCGCAGCCAUCACAACCACAACGACAUGAAGGUGGCGGAGGAGGAGGCGCGCGGCGAGGAGGCGUGCCGCGCGGAGGCGGCGGGCGAGAGCUCGGAGGACAUCCUGGCCAAGUACCGCCGCAAGCCCUCCGACGGCGGCCGCCCGCGCCGCGCCCAGCGCCGCCUCUCCGACCUGCCCGACGCGGACCACGACAGGUGCGAAGGUGUGGUAGACCUAAACGACCCGGAGGUGUUCAACAGCAUGAAGCGCAAGUUACGUGUGGUGUUGUCCAACCCAGACCUCCACUGUGUCGAGUAUGUGCCCAACCGAUGCACGAGCACGUCGCUGGUGGAGUGGGUGCGUGCGGCGGCGGCGAGCGCGGCGGGUGGCGCGGCGGGGGUGGCGGGGGCGGCGGGGGAGGCGGGGGCGGCGCACGCGGCCGCGCUCGCGCGGGCACUCAGUGCGCCCGCAGCGCCCGCCGCCGCCGCACGCCUCGCGGCCGCGCUGCGCGCCGACCUGGCCGCGCGCCGCCCGUACGCCGCCUACCUCGCCUCGUGCCGCGCCGCGCUCACGCACGCCGAGCACACGCUGCGCGCGCAAACGAGCCAAGUCCGCGCGGAGUGGUCGUGGUGCGCGCGGGCGGCGGCGGCGGCUCGCACCGCCGACCAGCUGGAGCGCGGCACGGCGCUGCGCCGCCUCGCGCGCCACCACCACCCGCACAACGACCUCGCGCACUCGUACGGCGGCGAGCUAAUGGACGAGAAAGCAACAAGACUGACGGCCAGCAUAAAGGCCAUUACAGCUGAACUGAAAGCAGACCCGUCUUGGGAGGGCGCAAGUAGUGCGCUGCUGGAGACGCUGGAGCUGACGGUGGAGCGAGCCGCGUUCGCCCGCCUCUACCUACACGUCAUGUUCCCCAACGGCGACGGGGACAUCGCGCGCGACCAGGUGCUGCACGAGCACGUGCGGCGCGUGGCGGGCGCGACGAGCGCGGCGCGCGCGGGCGUGGCGGCGCGCCACCUGUGGGCGGCGCCCUACCCGCGCGCGCAGCGCCAUCUGCGACACCUGCCCGUCUACCGCGCGCCCAGGGACAAGCUGGCGUGCGUGAUGCGGUGUGUGACGUCCAUCAUGGCGGUGCUCGGGCUGACAGAGGGCGCCGCGCCCUCCGCUGACGACCUCACGCCCGUCCUCGUCUACGUCAUACUCAAGGUGAACCCGCCGUCGCUGCUGUCGACGAUCGAGUUGGUGAACGCGCUGGGCGGCGCGGCGCUGCAGGGCGAGGCGCUGUACUGGUGGACGCAGUUCUGCGCCGCCGUCGCCUACAUCAAGACCAUGGACUACCCGCGGCCCGACGCGCCCGACACCUAGCGCACACAUACACGCCUGAUGUCAGCGCGUGUUUACGAAAUAAAAUUGGUAAAGGAUCGGCAUGCCGCAAACCGCGGGCGGUGUUAUACAAUUUAAAACGAACAUAGACAAAAUUAUCCAUAAAAAAACACUAGAGCUUAGUAAUAUAAUCGAAUGUAGAAAACUUUUCUGUCAAUCAUGUAUUAAUUUAUGGUGAUCAAUGUGACAUUUACACGUUGUUUAUGGUGUUACCCCCUUUUAUUUUAACUAUUACACUGUUUUGUCGUUUUCUUUUAAACUGAGAAUUUAACGCCAAGGAAAGAGACGAAACAGUUCAUAAGCGGAAAUUGUGCAGCCGAGUUCUUUCUACCACAAUAAAAUAAACACUUUCUUUAUUUAGCUUGCCUGAAUUUAAUGCUAAUAAGUUGUUUAGGGACCUUUUUAAAAACCUCUUUGAAGAAAUCGUAAUAAAUUUAAAAUAUACGAUAAACACCUCAUAGUAUGUUGACAGUCCACCAUCUUAUAUAACUUACCGGAAUUUAAUGAAGAAUUAGGAAGGAGGUUUAAUAAUAUUUACGAAAAGGUAUUUGAAGAAAUAAUGACGAAUUUAAAACAUACAUUAAUUAUAUAACAUGCCACAUUGAUCACCUAACGUAAUAUUUAAAAUGGAGGGACAAUGAAACGCCCUUCGCUUGUACACUUCCAUUAAAAAUAGAAAAUAUAAUCAUCCUCAAAAAUGUAUUUUGAAUAUAAUUAUGUAAAUAAUAUAGGAGAGUGUAACAUUAUUUAAUACGAUAUCGUGGAAUUACGUAUUAGAUUAAUUUAAUUAUAAGUAAUACUAAUGUUUGAACUAAAGAGAUUUCGAAGUACAGUCUUGGUAGUUUAAUAACACUGAACCCGAGGCCUACGUUACGUAUUCGAGUAGCCUAAAAUUAUAGUUUAAAUUUAACUUUCGAGGGAUAUCUGUUUUGAGGAUUUUGACUCGCUUUUGUUUGGAGUCAGCCUAUGUUUCACGUAUUCGUCAUAUCGGUGUCUCUUUCUAUAAGGAAUAAUAAAGUUUUUUUUUUUUAUUAUAAUCAUACAAAAUAUACUGUUAGGACACUUGAUACGACACGACGAACUUAUGAACAUUAUAAUAGAAGGUAAGAUAGAAGGAAGGAGGGGAAGAGGGAGACCAAGGUAUAGUUACACCAAGCAGAUUAAAGAAAAGGUUAGUAUAGUGUCGUAUCAAGAGGUAAAGAGACUCGCUGAAAAUCGUAGUGAGUGGCAAGAGCUCCACCGACAAGAGCGCAGCUCUUAAAUAAGCUAGAUAGAUAGAGAAAACACACUAAAAAAAAAUACUAUCAUAGCUCUCGACGUCUCUGCACGGAGAUUAAGAUGAGGAUGGAAUUAUCUAUGAGUUUAAUUUUUUAAGGAAUAGACUAUGUUUUUUUAUCUGCCGUAAAUGAAGUUUCUGGUUGAGAGUGCACUUACUCAUUUAAACGCAUUAAAUUUAAAUAUUGAGGUGGUUCUUUGCCCUGUGUACGACUUUAUCAAUACUAGAGUGGGUACAACUACGCAGCGAUAGACAGAUGCUUAUCUCUCGAGAGUAUUAUAUUAACUUAUUUAUAAACAUUAUGAAUAUACUAUAUUCAUCUUGUAGAUUGGGAUAUACAAAGUAGAAUAACGGUGAGUUUUGCAUUAGUAGAAAUCGUCAUGUAGUCUGAAGUGGGUAGGAAAUCCUAAGCAAGCUUUACUAUUUUUUUUUUUAAUUACAUUUAGAUACACAUUAAAAAUAUAUAUAUAUAAAAAAAAAUAACUGUGUGGAAAAUGUGUUUGUGAUGUCAAAAUAGGAAUAUUUAAUAUAUUAAUAUCCUAUUUUCAUUGUGUUGUCUUGUCGUGUAUCAAUAAUAAGCUGUGUAGAUUUAUUAUUAUAAAAAAAAAAAGAAAAUAUGUCUGAAAUAAAUACUUGUCAAGAUUCUUUCAAAAUUGUUGGCUUUUUUUAUACCACAAAGACGGCAAAUGAGUAUACAGCCCGUCUUAUAAAAGCAGUGUUGCCUUUAUCAAGAUAAAAAUAUCCUAUAUGGUAAUUUAGGUCAUAAAUAACUAUUAAAACUUUUUCUAUGGUAUCUAAUACUUAUUUCAUUUAAUCUAUAGUUCUAUAAUGCGUCCAAGCAUAUGUAGUAUUUAUAAUAAUAGAACGUGGAUCGGUUAUACUGUAUCAUCAGACAGAUCGUAAAUGUUUCACUUUAUUUUAUUUUUAUAUAUAUAAGUAGUAAAUCUAAACAGCUUAAUUUUACGUAUUUUAUUUAAGUGAAUGUAAACUCAAUCGCCGUACGAGUUGCCUAAAUGGAAAUCAUCUUGUUCGACUGUGAUGUUAGGUUGCGUAAUACUCGGAUAAAGAGGUGUAUUUUUGAAGAAAUUGUAUGUAAAUUAUUAUAUUUAGGGAGUGGAUUGAUAUUGAAAAAAUAAUGAAAAAUUACUAGCUGUAAGUUUUCUCUGUAAUAUGCGAAGUGUUGACAUGCAAAUAAGGAGUGGGUAUUAUAUAGUAAUUUCUAUAUAUUUUAGUUACAAUACUAUAUACUUAUAUACUGGUUCAAUAACGAAUAUGUUAAAAGUCUGUUAUCGAAAAUAAUAAUAUUCAAUAAGAGACUUUAAAUAUAUUCGAAAAUAAAUAUCCGAUAUUGGUGAUGUGCUUUUUUCACUAUCAGUAUCUAGUAGAAUCCAAUAUAUAAAUAUCGAAUCGGUAUCCAUAUUACCCAUUCCUAAUUCAAAUAUAUAAAUUGAGAAAAGUAAAUCGACUGGUUCGAUUCAGAGGUGCCAGUUUCUAAAAAAAAAAAAAAUAAAAAAAAAUAUUUAUUUCUAAAAUAGAAUUUAAAUUUGAUAUCACAGUAAAAUCUUUACAAGCUACAAUUAGGUUUAAGUCAAAACCAUUAUAAAUUUAAAUUAUCAUGAUUCAUAAAAAGUAUUUUUGACGUAACUAAUUAAAAUAUUGGAAUUAAGAGAGGUCUAGAGAAAUGGUGCCUCAGAAUCGACCUGUGUCACUAAGGAAGUUAAAGAGGUUAUAAAGAAGGAAAUACAAUACACUAUAUGCAAGGCGUUCUGAAUUAAUAUCAGAUACUUUUUAAUUAUAAUUCCGUUUUUACCCUUUGCCGAAUUUUCCAACAAUAAUUCAACACUCUGAAUUUAUCGUUCGGUUAACACAAAUGAGAAUGUAUAUGUAUAUUUAAUAAAUUUUAUUUUCUAACUACCUACUUGUUACCUACAUGAAAUAAUGGUCAAUGAGAUGAAACUCGUAUAAAAUGAGAUUAUAUUUUUAUUUAGAAUCUCAAUCUGUGGGCAGCAACUUGAAAAUAUGAACACCUUAUUUUUUUUUUUUUUUUUUUUUUUUGUAUAAAAUUGGUUUGGAAACAGUAUUUAUCGAGAUAAUACCGAUACUAAUUUACUUAUUUUAGAUAUUUUUUUUUAUGUCUGAAAAUAUUUUAAAAUAAUGUAAAGAUUACGAAGUGGCGAUAAAGACAUUAAUCGAAAUAUGUAUAUGUGUGCAGCUAUAACCAUAACUACAGUUCUCUCUUUAGCUUUAUAUUUUUUUUGUCUAUGCAGUCAUGACAUUCCUUUAAAAUGUUUUAGACUGAUUUUCGUAAAGAUCGAAAAUAAUUCUCGAAUAAUUAAUAAAGGGUUUUCUUUCCUCGUAGGAAACUGCCUUCCUUACCUUCGUACAAUGUAACAACAGCUGUAGUGAUGAUCCAUUUGAGAAUACAAUCACACAAUUUGAGUACAUCAAUAAGGAAGUUAGCAAAAAAUUUUAAAAUAGAACGUCGAAACAACAUACUCGCGUUUAAUUACUAGCGUAGAGAAGGGUACGGGUAAAUUGUAAACCUAUCUCAUUCUGUGACCAUGCCGUUUGGCACUUAUCUAAGAGAUUAGUAAGUUUAAUACUAAACCCCUCGUCCCUCCCUCCUCUUUUAUACUGAGCAGAGGGCCUACCAUGAAAUGAAAUUCCGAAGUUUCGGACUCAAUUUCGUGUUUUCUUUCAUACCUAAUACGGCCCAGUAAAUGGAGCUUAACAUUUCGUUCGUCACAAAUCCUACCAUAAAAGUCCAAAGGAAUACUAUUUUAAUAUUUUUAAUGUUUUUAAACGGUAAGUAUUAUGUAAUUUUAACAGCAAAUUUGUGUUUCGUUCGGCUCCGAAAUUUCGGAAAACAUUUCAUGGUAGGCCCUCAUUAUAUUAUAAUAGUAUAUUCGAACAAAGUAAAUUUCCAUGUUGAUGUAACUAUUUGUGUAAGUGGAGUCAAAGUUAUGUUACUAUAAUCCAUUGAGCGUAAUUUAAGUUAAAGUUUUAAUCGUUUUAGCACAUAGGCCUUUCUAGGGGCCUGCUCUCUCUGGAAAAUAAUUCUAAAUACACCAAUGUUAGCACUAGUUUAUUUUGCACUCUAACAAGACUUCUAGAAAAAAUUAUGUUUACUUUGUCUAUUUUAUUAUUAUCUACAUUGGGCGUGCGAUGCAUUCAUACUUGUAGCGAACAUGGAAGGAAAAGCAAAAAUAUUUCAUGUUACAUUGCACCAAUCUGUACCCGGUAUAAAUACUUUACAAUGUACCUACCAAUAUCUUUAAAUUGCUUAAUACAACUAAUAUUAAAAGGUGUAAAAUUAAGAACUUCUUUUCUUGAAAUGUGAAAACAAUUUUUUAAAUAUAGAAUGAGCUGUCAAGUUUCUAAUAAAAUAGACAAGGUGUAACUUUUUUUAACACCGUUUACUGUAAACUAAUAUAUAUAAUAGUUGUACAGCUGUUAUUAGAUUUCCUUAGUCUAAGAGCUGGUAACUGUCGAAGAUAAGUGUUCAGUGCCAUUUAUGACUACCCAUAGUUCUAUAAAGCCUAGUCAAUUGUCUUCAGAAAUUACAGAUUCUACAUUAAAAUAAUUAUAACAAUUGAGCUUUCUAUAUCAUCAUCAUUGUACCACAAUCAAGGACUAAAAUGUUUCAUUUCUAAUUCUCUCUAUGUCUACAUAGUGCUAGCUCUUAGAUUGUUUAUUUUUUAAGUAAUUAUUAUUCACCAGUUAAUCAUCCACUUAUUACUUACGAUCCAAUUUGAGAAAACAAAAUUUAAGCUACUAUUAUAUAUUAUAUCCCUACAUAAAAUAAUGGCAAAUUCAACAGCAUCCAGAUAUCAAGAUGUUUCAUUAAUAAAGCCUUCAUUUGUUUAGUAAUAAUUAGGUAAGUUGAUGCACUUUAUUAUAAGCUUAAAUAUAUAUGCAAAUGCAUACAUAUAUAUAAAAGUAACUAGCCGGUGUCUGUACAUAGUAAAUAUUUAAGAAACACAAAUGCGGCGGUACACAUAAAAAAAAAAAAAAACCAAACCAAUUACAACUCUAAAAAUAUUUGGGUGCUGUUGAAUUAGAUAUUAAUUCAUUGAUAAAUAUGUUUCCUUGGCGUUGUUUUCGGAUACAAUUAAUAACUUUCUAUAAUAGAAAGGCAUAAUAUCUAGUAAGGUCAACAAAAUAAAAGCUAACGUCUAAUAUUUGCAAUAUAAAUUCCAAAUCAACUGUAAAAUGUUUCAAACUUUUAACUUGACAACUCUCGCAUAAUUUCGUUUUUAAAUCGUGUAUAUUUGUCUUUUCUAUUUUUUAAUUAGAAUAAUAUCGUUGCAUAUAGUUCAAUAAUCUGCUGUUAGUUGCUAACUUUAUUAGUGUAAAGCCAGAUGCGUACCUAUUGUAAUCAGAGCAAUGAAAUUAUAUUUAGCAAUAAAAAAAUAUGUUUA